Messenger RNA from Aspergillus clavatus NRRL 1, 912 nucleotides. Its product is annotated as polyamine acetyltransferase. Lineage: Eukaryota; Fungi; Ascomycota; Eurotiomycetes; Eurotiales; Aspergillaceae. Gene Ontology annotation, molecular function: aralkylamine N-acetyltransferase activity. Bases 1 to 912 code for a protein of 303 amino acids. The transcript is spliced from 2 exons. The record is from RefSeq and is a predicted model, not a curated record. Gene Ontology annotation, cellular component: cytoplasm.
AUGGCGCACCCCACCAAUCACACAGAAAACAUCGAGUCCAUGGGCACCUUCAAACCCUUGUCCAACGCAGAGAGCAGCUAUUCUCUUCCUGCGACAGCCAGCGAUCUAUCCCCACGUGCGGAAGCAGCCAUGGCGAAUGGCUUGUCUCCAGACCCUGCAGAGGAGGACCACGAGGGAGAGGCAGAUGAGGAUUAUGUCUCAGUGGAUCCGGAUGACAUGAAUGAUUUCUCAUACUGGCUGCGCCGCCCGCCGGUGCACCAGCACACCAAAUUGGACGACCUUCAUCCCUUUGUUCAAGCCCUCACGGUGUCGAAUGUGGAUGAUUGUGUGGCCGUGGAGAAUGCAUUUCCAGAAAAUGAACGCUGCACUCGAGAGAAGUUCAUUUAUCGUCUGACCAAGUGCCCUGAGUUAAGUCUUGGUCUCUUCACCAUUCCGAUCAUACCAGAAGGUCAACCCAAGCCGCGCCCCACCCUGGUCGGCCAUAUCAUUGCUACUCGGAGUUCGACAACGCUGGUGACGGACAAUGAUAUGAAACUUCCAUCAAACUGGCAGAAAGAGCGUAUUGUCAUCGAGAAUGGCGAGACCAUCGGUCACGACGAGAAUGGCAGCACGAUUGCCAUCCACUCCCUUGCAGUGCUUCCGGAACACCAGGGCAAGCAGGUCGGCAGUACCCUGAUGAAGUCCUACAUCCAAAGAAUCAGAGAUGCGGCCAUUGCCAGGCGCAUUUCAAUCAUCGCACACGAUCAUCUGGUGCCAUUCUACGAGUCGUUGGGAUUCGAGAGCAUUGGUCCCAGCAAAUGUCAGUUCGGCGGAGGUGGAUGGACGGAUCUGGUGAGUGGCCUCUUUUUUUUUUUUUUUUUUUUUUUUGAAUCAAUCCUUCCCCUUGCAAUUCCUGCCCUAUCUUGUCUCUAG